AUGACUCCAUCAGCAAUCAUUCCAGAAGAGCCGGAAGAAGCUACUACGGUGACUCCUCAAACACAAGUUGCUCUCAAUGGAAAGGUCAUUGCGAUUUCCGGGGCGAAUCGAGGAAUUGGACUUGGAAUAGCUGAAUGCUGUCUUCAGAAUGGGGCGCAAAAAGUUUAUUCAAUCGAUGUCGCCGAACCCGGUAAUGAAUACGCUUCUCUUCUUAAACGCUUCCCAGGAAAACUCAGCGCCAUAGCCGCCGACAUCACCCAAGAGGAAAGUGUUACAGCUGCUAUUGACAAGAUUAUCGAAGAGGCAGGUGCUAUUCAUGGAAUGGUGGUGAAUGCAGGAAUGACAAACCAUAAACCCGCUCUUGACUUUACUAAGCAAGAUGUCGAGUCCCUCUUUGCUGUCAACCUUUUUGGAGCCUUCUACACUGCACGCGCUGCAGCAAGGGCUUUUAUUCGAUUGAAUAUCAAGGGUUCAAUUGUCUUUACCGCGUCUAUGGCUUCUUACCGACCGAAUAAGCGUGUUCCUUCGGCUCCUUACGGUGCUAGCAAAGCUGGUGUUCGAAAUAUGGCCCAUACUCUGGCCAUGGAAUGGGCCAAGUACGGCAUCCGUGUCAACAGUGUAUCUCCUGGUCUUGUCCGUACUGCCAUGACAUAUUGGGUACCUCAACAGCCUGACUGGGAGCAACAACUCAAGUACUAUGGUGGAUUCCCAAGAUUGGCUGAGGUUCAGGAACUUGGGGGCGCUUAUGUCUAUCUUCUUAGCGAUGCCGCUAGCUAUACCACUUCGAUUGAUAUUCCAGUCAACGGGGUCAUUGGUAAGUGUACUUAUUGGUUGUGUUAG
Verruconis gallopava is the source of this 840-nucleotide messenger RNA. RefSeq lists its product as uncharacterized. NCBI's taxonomy places the organism in Eukaryota, Fungi, Ascomycota, Dothideomycetes, Venturiales, Sympoventuriaceae. The transcript is spliced from 5 exons. Gene Ontology annotation, cellular component: intracellular anatomical structure. Bases 1 to 840 code for a protein of 279 amino acids. Gene Ontology annotation, molecular function: oxidoreductase activity, acting on NAD(P)H, oxygen as acceptor. The record is from RefSeq and is a predicted model, not a curated record.